Coprinopsis cinerea okayama7#130 is the source of this 798-nucleotide messenger RNA. RefSeq lists its product as hypothetical. The record is from RefSeq and is a predicted model, not a curated record. Bases 1 to 798 code for a protein of 265 amino acids. Lineage: Eukaryota; Fungi; Basidiomycota; Agaricomycetes; Agaricales; Psathyrellaceae. The transcript has 3 exons.
AUGGCGCGUCCAAGUAAAUACGCGACCGAAAGUGAACGCCAGGAGGCCAAGCGACUAAAAAAUAGAGAGUAUUAUCAACGUAACCGCCACAAAAUCCUUGCUAGCAGAACAUCGAAGAAGAAAGACCCAGAUCUUCUAUUAGCUGCCGGUAGACCGCGAAAAUACCACACUAAAGAAGAGGUACAGGAAGCGAAACGACGCGCCUCGAGGCAGUAUUACCAUCGAAACCGAAAGGGUCCCAUUUGGGUUCUCAGUGGAAGACCAGAGGUCCCACCUCUUCGUGACAUAAGUCGAAAGUCCCUUCCGGAUUGGCUGGCACCUCAACUGGUACCCCAAUAUCGCAAGCUACAGGAUCUUCAAACGAAAUUCCGGUUGAUGACGUCGGCAAAUCGGUUCCAGGAGCUCAGGAAUAUCUCAAUUCAGUAUCUUAAGUCCCGGCGAAUUCAAGACAUCGACUCAGAGGUCGAAAAAUACAACAGCAUGUACAACUUGGCGCAAGAACAGGAAGACAUAAUUUUAAGCGCCGAAGGAAGCGCUCGAGGUCCUCUGUACGUUAAGGCUCGGGAAAUGACGGCCGAGAUUCGGGGGCAUGUCCAUCUGAUUGAAGAUAUGCUCUCAUAUGCGUUAGUCGGGUACUCCACCUUUUCGCGCAAGUAUUUUCGGGAGGAACUUGAUUUCCAGAAGGAAUGGCGUCAGCAAGACCCCACUGCCUAUGUGCAGUCAGGCCCUGCACGAACCACCGAGGACUCAAGAACCAUGACAACUCCAUACCCAUACGGAGUUGUGUACAACAGAUAG